Molecule: messenger RNA, 1237 nt
Organism: Episyrphus balteatus (marmalade hoverfly)
Lineage: Eukaryota; Metazoa; Arthropoda; Insecta; Diptera; Syrphidae
Exons: 3
Coding region: 212-964 (250 amino acids)
Source: RefSeq, a predicted model, not a curated record
AUCUAUCGGUACAAUAAUGUUAGUAAAAAGUUUACAUUUGUACAUGCGACACAGUCAAGCCCUCAUUCUUGUUUUUGCUUUUGACCAUCUUCUAUUUAUCCCUUUAUACACCUCUAUUUUUAUAUUUUCUAGGACAUGAUUUGAAAAUAAGAAAAUCAAGACUUUCAGUUAAUCAACUUCUUGCAAAGAACGAAGAACUCCAGUAGUGUCAAUGGCUUCAUUAUACAAAAUACUUUUUUUCAUAUUUAAGCUGUUGUGUAUAAACAAAGUAGUGUGUUUUCCUUCGAGCAAUGAGACUCAUUCUUUGUAUGAUCAAAGGCAAACUGGAAAAUAUAAUAUUCAUAUUAGCUUAAGAGAUGUCUCAAUUAUUGAAUUGGAUAGAAACGAAUUUUCUGAUGAAACAAUCAAUAAUGGCGAUGAGUAUUAUUAUGACGAUGAGGACCUUACAAUAAAACCGAUAUCGAAUUUCAUUUCAACAACAAUAAAAACCCCACAAAUAACAGUGAACAAUUCAUUAAAAAGUGAAAUUGUUGAAAAUCCUCAUAGUCAGCAGGUGGAAAAAAAAUCAGAGUCUCCACACACACAACUGACAAACUUUACAUUACUUGAAUCAGGUUUUGACUCUAGAUCAAAUUCUUCUUUAUUCCCCUCUUCGAAGAGAACUACUAUUAAAACAGAUGAAGAUGCAACUCUUUCGAAGGAACUUGUUUCGCAGGGCCCAAGUAAAGCCCAUCUUGUGUUUGUUCCAUUACACAAAAGGCAUAAAGAAAAUAAUAAAGAUAAUUCACGUUUUGUCGAUGUUCCAAAAGAUCACAGAAUAAAUAAACCUAUCCCUAAUAUUCCCAUUAGAUGCAGAAAUAAUCAAUUGCGAGAUGCUUACGGAAAUUGUCGUUCUUUAAAGCGUAGCUCGUUUUUGAAAACCCUUUUCAGUGUGCUGCAGUUAGCACGAAUGAAAAAUAAUUAAUUAAGUUCAUGGGUAUGCAGAGGAGACAUUGGUUGGUUACCAUAUUCAAUGCGAGAAGAUUACACAAAAAAAUUCAAAAGCAUAAUAUCAUAAUGUGAACGACAAAGGACAUUCUAAAGAGCAAUAACCUAUUCAUAUUCAUUGUUUCAAUAAAUGUAUUUAAUAAAAUAUGAAUUAUAAUGAGCUAUUAUGGUUAUAUCCAUUAAAAAGAAAUAAUAAAAUAGAAAAUGCAUGAAAUUAUCACCGUUUGGUAGUAAAGUUAUUCUGAGAUAU